Messenger RNA from Eufriesea mexicana, 737 nucleotides. Its product is annotated as protein sevenless-like. The annotation marks the transcript as partial. NCBI's taxonomy places the organism in Eukaryota, Metazoa, Arthropoda, Insecta, Hymenoptera, Apidae. The record is from RefSeq and is a predicted model, not a curated record. The transcript is spliced from 3 exons. Gene Ontology annotation, molecular function: protein binding.
CCUCUGUGUCUUGGGAACCGGGCCCUUUUCCCAAUGGGCCACUUUUGUCUUAUGUCCUGCGUCUGCAAGGGGCUGAUCACUCCCAGCUUAAGGACAUACCAGCCUCGGAAAACACGGAUCACUACAUGUUCCAAAAUCUCGAGCCGAACAAGAAUUAUUCCAUUAGCGUGACCAUGAGAAACGGAGUUGGAGAGGGACCUCCUGCGGUAACUUACGUCAUGACAACUCCAGAACCGGCUGUGAAAGACACGCAACAACCAAUUUUAAUUCUCGGAGGGCAGCAUGUAGUUAUGAAGCAGGACGCGGACAUGUUGGACGAUCCCAGCGUGGUUUACGAGAACACGAGCACUAUCCGAGGAGUCGCGAUCCACGUGGCUUCGGCGCAGCUCUUCAUUUCCGAUUCCUUGGGAUACGUGUACAGAACGUCCAUCACGAAACGAACGAAGCCCACGGUGAUACUCAGUCCCAGCCAGGCAAACUUCAAGCCUCUCAGCUUAUCGGUCGAUUGGCUGAACCUUCAUCUGUACAUUCUGGGCGAGGUGAAACGCGCGACAACGGUUUGGCAGAUAGCUAGAUGUAAUCUGGAUGGAAGAGGCCUGACUGUGGCCGUGGCUGGUCUGUUAACACGACCCACGCACAUCGAGGUGGACCCGUACAAUGGUUACUUAUUCUGGGUCACCAGGGGCGGUUUAUACCGAUUGGAUCUGGCUGACAUAAGUAACGGAGUGAAACACGUG